AUGGGAUUCAUUGGGUUAGUGGGUUCAACUUCAAAUUCUUCUGAAGUCAACGUGGAAUUGCCAACAACUAAUGUUGCUAUUCCAAUUCCGAAAAAUGUGGAUGUUCCAAAUAAUCGGUUGCAACUAAAGGCCUCAUUUUUUAUUGUCCGGUAUAUUGCCUUUCAAGCUAUAGCUUUUAGAGGUAAUGAUGAAAGUUUUAGUUCAUUAAAUCGUGGGAACUUUUUUGAAUCAUUGGGUAUUGUGACUUUUUGGAAUGAGAAAGUUGCUGAAAUAAUAGAAAAAGCUCCCAAAAAUGCAACCUACACAUCACCUAGGAUUCAAAAUGAAAUUCUACAUGUUUUCUCAGCUAAAGUGAAGAAGGCCAUUCAAGAAGAAAUUGGUGAUGCAAAGUUUUGCAUAAUGGUUGAUGAAGCUCGUGAUGAGUCCAUGAAAGAGCAAAUGGUUGUGGUUUUUAGAUAUGUUGAUGCAAAAGACUUUGUGAAAGAACGUUUUUUUGGGCUUAUUCAUGUUGUUGACACUGCAGCUUUGACUCUAAAGAAGGGGAUAUAUUCUUUGUUAUCUCAACAUUGCUUAGAUAUACAGAACAUUCGAGGGCAAGGAUAUGAUGGAGCAAGCAACAUGCGAGGUAUGUGGAAUGGAUUACAAGUUUUGAUUUUGAAUGAUUGCCCAUAUGCUUACUACAUCCAUUGUUUUGCACAUCGCUUACAAUUGGCAUUAGUAAAAGCAUCAAAACAAGUUGUUCCCAUUUGUCAUUUUUUUCAUACAUUGCUUUUUCUUAUCAAAAUUGUUAAUGCUUCAUGCAAGCGCAAUGAGCAAUUAAAAGUUGCCAAUGCUAAUGAAAUAGCACAUUUGAUUGAUCUUGAAGAGCUUGAAACUGGAAGUGGACUUAAUCAAAUUGGCACUUUACAAAGACCUGUAGAAACAUGUUGGAGUUCACAUUUUAGAUUAGUUUCUGGCUUAUUAAGGAUGUUUACUUCAACUGUUGAAGUUUUGCAAAAUAUAAUUGAUGAUGCAAUUGAUGGAGAACAUCGGGCAGAAAGAGAGUUAGCUUAUGAUGGUUUAACUUCAUUUGAAUUUGUCUUCAUCUUGCAUCUUGAGAAGAAAACUAUAGAAAUCACUGAUAAACUUUGUCAAGCUUUGCAAAGCUAA
Messenger RNA from Quercus lobata, 1149 nucleotides. RefSeq names its product zinc finger MYM-type protein 1-like. The transcript is spliced from 2 exons. NCBI's taxonomy places the organism in Eukaryota, Viridiplantae, Streptophyta, Magnoliopsida, Fagales, Fagaceae. The record is from RefSeq and is a predicted model, not a curated record. Bases 1 to 1149 code for a protein of 382 amino acids.